CCCUUUUUCAGGUUGUGUUGGUGUUUCAUUGAAAGAAAGGUUGUUGGAAUACAUAUCCCUGCUGGCCGUUAUUUUCCUGUCGAACAAGCAAUUGAAUCUUCUGCUCAAAAAUUGAAAUUAGAUUAUAAGUCUGUCCACUCGUCGUAUAUAGAUGAUCUAAAGUGCCAUAUUCAAAGACGAAUAAUACAAACGGACAGAGUAAAUUUUCGGCGCAAGGAAAGCGAUAAUGUUAGAUGUAGGAAAGUGGUGUAUUUUUCAUAUGGUGGAUGAUGCCAUCCUGCAAGUAGCCAAAACAGUUUGUGUAUUUGGUCCAAGUGGUAACGAGGCUUUCAUAAUAACAAAGGAAGAUGACGUUUAUGCGUUUGGUGCAAAUGUGAAUUCCUGUUUAGCCCUUGCCUCUGGUACAAGUACACUGCAACCAAAGAAAGUGGAGAAAUUGUCUAAAUUGAACAUUACAUCGUUUUCUUUUGGUAGUGCACCGCAUGUUCUCGCACUGACAGGUUCUGGGCAAGUGUAUGGUUGGGGUGGAAAUUCGUAUUCUCAAGUUGGGCUUGCAAGUAGUUCAUCCGUCCAAGCUCCGACGUUGAUUGGCGGAGCUCUUUCGGGAAAAACUGUAACGAAAAUAGCCUGCGGUGGAAAUCAUUCCCUCGCAUUGAUAUCUACCGGAGAGGUCUAUGCUUGGGGUUAUAAUAACAGUGGACAAAUUGGUUCAGGCUCUACAGUGAAUCAAGCUACACCAAGAAAAGUCACAGCUGGUAUCGGCAGCAAAGAGAUAGUCAAUAUUGCUUGUGGGCAAUCGUCUUCAAUGGCUAUAGAUAAUAAUGGAGAGCUUUAUUCCUGGGGUUACAACGGAAAUGGUCAAUUAGGCCUCGGUUGUAACACGAACCAACCAAACCCAUGCCGAGUUACUGGGCUUAUCGGAACGUUUGUUACAAAGAUUGUCUGCGGGUACGCUCAUUCUCUCGCAUUAUCUGACACUGGCAAUAUUUACGCAUGGGGAGCCAAUCAAAAUGGCCAACUGGGCACCGGAAGUAAAGCCAACCUUGUUACACCAUCAAGAAUUGCCACUGACAGAGGGAGAUUCAUUGACAUCACUGCCUGCCAUUACAGUCACAUGUCUUCAGCUACGACAGCAUUGGGGAAGAUUUAUGUUUGGGGUCUUUGCAAAGGACAGUCAGUGACGGCAUUAAUGGCUACCAAUUUCAAAUGUGCUGAUAAUGCAUAUGCCUGCCUAUCGUCCGCUCCGUCGAUGUCACGUCCUCUAACUAUAGGUAAUAGAAAGACAUUAAAGACCGUUUCGGAAACAAUGGCAAUGGCGUUUAACGAUAAGGGAACAAGUGACGUUACAUUUAUUAUUGACGAUAAAUUUGUGUACGUUCAUAAAGCGAUAUUGAAAAUAAGAUGCGAGUACUUUAAAGCGAUGUUCCAAGAUCACUGGCCAGAGGAUGGCCAAAAUGAAAUAAAGAUAACGUCAUAUUCGUACUCAGUCUUUUACGCAUUCCUUCGAUAUUUAUACACUGACCAAGUGGACCUCGCGCCUGAAGAUGCAAUUGGCUUACUUGACCUCGCUAACGCGUACUGUGAACCUCAACUUAAACGAUUAUCCGAAAUGAUUAUUAAAAACGGCAUAACGGUUCAAAAUGCGAUUAUGUUAUUGGCAGCUGCACUCAAGUACGACGCUGAGGAUUUGGAAGAGUUUUGUUUCAAGUUUUGCGUUAAUCAUAUGACCGCAGUAACACAAACUGAUGCGUUUCAAAAUCUUGAUGAGAAUACACUGAAGGAUUUUAUACUCAAGGCGUCCCAAUGGGGUGCUUUUAAAUACUAAAUAAAUAUGAUUAACUUUGUUGAAUGUUUAAACUAAUAGUUUAUCUUAUAAAGAAAUUUAAUCGAAUUAGCAACAAACGAUAUUUACCCUUCUUGGGCAUUUAGGUCGAGGGUGAAAGGAAAGCCUCCUUAUUUAAAAAACUCCAA
This is a messenger RNA of Dendronephthya gigantea, 1971 nucleotides long. RefSeq names its product RCC1 and BTB domain-containing protein 1-like. Gene Ontology annotation, molecular function: protein binding. The record is from RefSeq and is a predicted model, not a curated record. Bases 227 to 1825 code for a protein of 532 amino acids. NCBI's taxonomy places the organism in Eukaryota, Metazoa, Cnidaria, Anthozoa, Malacalcyonacea, Nephtheidae. The transcript is spliced from 15 exons.